Molecule: messenger RNA, 1477 nt
Organism: Eruca vesicaria subsp. sativa (arugula)
Lineage: Eukaryota; Viridiplantae; Streptophyta; Magnoliopsida; Brassicales; Brassicaceae
Source: the annotation of a GenBank genome assembly
GUUGACUUACACCAGAUUUCACUCGAACUCACUUAAGAUCCUCAAUCCAAGGAAGAAACUACGAACUUUCGAAAUGCAAAAAUCUAAUUAAACAAUCAAUUUCAAUCGCGCUUUCUUCUUGUAAUGCGUUCGAAUCACGUUGAAACCUCUAAGAAACGUGUUUCCUGAGGAAUCAUUUCGCCAUUUUCUCUUUGGUUUCUGUGCAUACCGAUUCUCAAAUCUUGAAUAGAUUUAAAUCUCGAAAGCACUCUUCUUUCCAUGGAGGUCCAACCCGAAAUGGAGCCCACCUCGUCCUUUAGUUUAAUAGCAGCUGUUUCAUAUGGCAUUGCUUCAAUGGCAAUGGUCUUUAUCAACAAAGCUGUGAUCAUGCAGUAUCCACACUCCAUGACUGUUCUUACACUACAGCAAUUGGCUACUUCUUUGCUUAUACACUCUGGCAGAAGGAUGGGGUACACGAGAGCCAGAGGAAUUGAUUUGGCUACUGCGAAAAAGCUUCUCCCUGUUUCGAUCUUUUACAAUGCUAAUGUUGCAUUUGCUCUUGCAAGCUUGAAAGGAGUUAAUAUUCCAAUGUAUAUUGCUAUUAAGAGACUCACUCCACUUGCUGUUUUGAUUGCUGGGUAUCUCUUUGGUAAAGGCAAACCAACAACUCAGGUUGCUCUAUCUGUACUACUGACAGCUGCAGGAUGUGUAAUUGCAGCUCUUGGAGAUUUUUCUUUUGAUCUUUUCGGGUAUGGUUUGGCUUUAACAUCUGUCUUUUUCCAGACCAUGUACCUCGUGCUGGUGGAGAAGUCUGGUGCAGAAGACGGUCUUUCCUCGAUCGAGAUAAUGUUCUAUAACAGCUUCCUUUCCCUCCCAUUUUUGUCCUUCCUCAUCGUAGUUACUGGCGAAUUCCCAAACUCUAUAUCCCUACUACUUGCAAAGUGUUCUUAUUUGCCCUUCUUGGUGAUUCUCGUUCUUUCACUGGUUAUGGGCAUUGUCCUCAACUUCACCAUGUUUCUUUGCACCAUUGUUAACUCUGCUCUAACAACAACCAUCGUUGGUGUCCUCAAAGGCGUUGGUUCCACCACGUUCGGUUUUGUCCUCUUGGGUGGUGUUGAAGUACAUGCUCUGAACGUGUCUGGUUUGGUGGUCAACACAGCUGGUGGUGUGUGGUACUCGUAUGCCAAGUACCGGCAGAAAAGGGCUAAACCGGCUAAGACAUCGUCUGAUUUGGAAGCUCACAAAAAAUGAGGAUUUCUGGUCCGAUUCCGUUCUCACCAGAAAUAAGUUUAUAUUAAAUCAAAUAUAGAAAACCAUGGAUGUUACUUUAGAGAAUUGAUAGACUUGAAAAAAAAAAUUUACAUUCGGUUCAAUCUUAAUAUUCAUGAUUAAUGUCUGAUUAGAUUAGAAUCCGUACUUUGUGUGGGAUGAACAGUUUGUAUACAAAUUAUAUUUACGCACUAUUAUGUAUUUUACAGUUGUUAUGUACUAUAAAAUA